UUCGCCGUGCUGUAGUUUGGAACAAAUUUUAUUUCUAGUGCUCAAGUAGAAGAAAAAAACCGAAAUGUCGGACAGCAGUGGCUCGGAUAAUGAUAGUGUGAUAUCCAACAGGUCGCGAAAAAGUGGAGUGUCGAAUAGAAGCCGUUCGAUGUCGCGUUCCGCUUCCAGGUCAGUGUCGCGUUCUCGCUCCCGAUCUGCGUCACGAUCCCGUUCCCGUUCCGCGUCGGGAUCCCGAUCCGGGUCAGAUGUCGAACAACCGAGGCCAAAGAAAAAACGCAAAAUGUCCGCUGGGUCAGACGACGAAGAGGAAGCAGAAGAUGAGCAAGAGCCGGAAGGAGAGGACUUGGACUCGGAGGAGUUCGAAGAUGACGAAGACGAUGAUGAUCGCCGCGGUGGGAGGAAGAAGAAGAAAAAGGAGCGCUUUGGUGGUUUUAUCAUUGACGAAGCUGAAGUAGACGACGAGGUGGACGAAGACGAAGAGUGGGAGGAGGGAGCCCAAGAGAUUGGGAUUGUUGGGAACGAGGUGGAAGAAUUUGGACAAACAGCGCGUGAAAUUGAAAAUCGACGUCGUGGCACUAAUUUGUGGGACAAUCAAAAGGAGGAUGAAAUUGAGGAAUAUCUGCGGAAGAAGUAUGCCGACGAAUCGAUUGCCAGGAGACAUUUCGGCGAUGGAGGUGAAGAAAUGUCCGAUGAAAUUACUCAGCAGACUCUUUUGCCGGGAAUUAAAGAUCCAAAUUUGUGGAUGGUUAAAUGUCGGAUUGGAGAGGAAAAGGCUACCGUUUUGCUGUUGAUGAGGAAAUUUCUUACGUAUUCAAACACAGAUGAGCCGCUCCAAAUCAAAGCGGUGGUAGCGCCUGAGGGGGUCAAAGGAUAUGUUUACAUCGAAGCAUACAAACAGACUCACGUUAAGUCAGCCAUCACAAAUGUGGGCAAUCUUAGGAUGGGUAUCUGGAAACAGGAAAUGGUCCCCAUCAAAGAAAUGACCGAUAUUUUGAAGGUAGUGAAGGAGCAAACCGGUCUCAAAUCGAAACAGUGGGUUCGACUGAAGCGUGGUAUAUAUAAGGAUGACAUCGCUCAGGUUGAUUAUGUUGAUUUGGCCCAGAAUCAGGUUCAUUUGAAGCUCCUUCCACGUAUUGAUUACACUCGUUUGAGAGGCGCUCUGAGAACGACUUCGUCCGAAAAUGAUGAAAACAAGCGCAAGAAGAAACGCCGUCCUCCAGCGAAGCCAUUCGAUCCGGAAGCAAUCCGCGCAAUUGGCGGAGAGGUAACUUCCGAUGGUGAUUUUUUGAUUUUCGAAGGCAAUAGAUAUUCACGAAAGGGUUUUCUGUAUAAAAAUUUUACGAUGUCAGCAAUUUUGGCUGAGGGCGUUAAACCAACUCUAGCAGAAUUGGAGCGCUUCGAGGAGCAGCCAGAAGAAAUCAAUAUUGAAUUGGCUGUUUCUACUAAGGAGGAUCCCGUGUCGUCGCACUCGUUUUCAAUGGGUGACAAUGUUGAAGUUUGUGUUGGAGACUUGGAGAAUUUGCAAGCCAAAAUUAUCGCCAUUGACGGAGCACUCAUUACGGUCAUGCCCAAGCACGAAGACUUGAAAGAUCCUCUCAUAUUCAAGGCUUCUGAAUUGCGAAAAUAUUUCAAAACCGGCGAUCACGCAAAGGUUCUAGCUGGUCGCUACGAAGGUGAAACUGGUUUGAUUGUUCGUGUGGAACCUCAACGUAUUGUACUGGUAUCAGAUUUAACUAUGCACGAACUGGAAGUUCUCCCUCGCGAUUUACAGUUAUGUUCUGACAUGGCCACCGGUGUGGAUUCGCUUGGACAGUAUCAAUGGGGUGAUUUGGUACAGCUGGACGCCCAAACAGUGGGCGUUAUCGUACGCUUGGAAAGAGAAAAUUUCCAUGUUUUGGGAAUGCAUGGCAAAGUGAUGGAAUGCAAGCCCACUGCGUUGCAGAAGCGCCGAGAGCAUCGAAAUACAAUAGCAUUGGAUGCAGAUCAGAAUCAGAUUCGUCGCAGAGAUAUUGUGAAAGUUAUGGAAGGCCCACAUGCUGGUAGAGAUGGAGAAAUCAAACAUUUGUACAGAAAUCUAGCCUUUCUCCACUCGCGGAUGUAUACCGAAAAUGGUGGUAUCUUUGUAUGCAAAACUAGACAUCUCCAACUUGCUGGCGGAAAUAAAUCGCAGGCUAACGCUCUGAUGCCGAUGGGGCAGUUUGGAUUCAUGUCACCACGAAUACAUUCGCCUAUGCACCCAUCCGGAGGACGUGGCGGACGCGGAGGGGGUGGAGGCCGUGGUGGUCGUGGCGGGGGAAAUCGUGUUAGCCGAGACCGGGAAAUUCUUGGCAAGACUAUCAAAAUCACUGGAGGGCCAUACAAGGGUGCUGUUGGUAUCGUGAAAGAUGCCACCGAAAGCACAGCUCGUGUUGAAUUGCACUCCUCUUGUCAAACGAUUUCGGUGGACAGAAACCACAUUGUCAUUGCCGGCGCAACUCCGAAAGAAGGUUCGAUUUCAAGCUACGUCAGGACCCCCAGCCGAACUCCAGGCAGCAGCUAUGGCGCUCAAACUCCGGUAUAUUCGGGUUCCAAAACACCACUGCAUGGAUCGCAGACACCUUCCUACGAUGUUGGUAGUCGUACUCCUUACGGUUCAAUGACUCCGUCUCACGAUGGCAGUAUGACUCCAAGGCACGGUGCAUGGGAUCCGCUGGUCACCAAUACACCGGCACGGUCCAACGACUUCGACUUCAACAUGGAAGAACAAUCACCGAGUCCUGGCUACAACCCCAGCACACCAGGUUAUCAGAUAAAUACACCGUUCGCCCCACAUACUCCAGGAAAUAUGUUCAAUUCGGAAAACUACAGUCCAUAUCAGCAAAGUCCCAGCCCAAGUCCAUCGCCGUAUCAGGCUGGAUACAUGGGCACACCCUCACCAAGCGGAUAUUCUCCUUCUCCGGCUCCACAGUCUCCGUAUAAUCCCCAGACACCGGGUGCCAGUUUGGACUCACAAUUAGGCGAAUGGUGCACUACAGGAAUCGAUGUAGAGAUUCGCAACCAUGAGGAUGCCGAUCUGGCUGGUCAGACAGGCAUCAUAAGAACGGUUAACAGUGGCGACUGUUCGGUGUUUUUGCCAGAGGAGGAUCGCGUUCUUUCGGUACUAUACCAGAAUCUGCAGCCGGUGGUCCCAGGUCCGGGUGAUCGCUUCAAAGUGAUUUUCGGAGAUGAGCGCGAAACAACGGGCGAAUUCCUUUCGAUGUCCAGCAGCAAAGAGGCGUUUGUUUCCAUUAACGGCAAUAAGAAGCUGAUGCCGCUGAACUAUCUUUGUAGAAUCAAAACGGACUAG
Messenger RNA from Toxorhynchites rutilus septentrionalis, 3325 nucleotides. It is a transcript of the gene Spt5, whose product is annotated as transcription elongation factor SPT5. Gene Ontology annotation, cellular component: DSIF complex. Gene Ontology annotation, biological process: transcription elongation-coupled chromatin remodeling; transcription elongation by RNA polymerase II; regulation of DNA-templated transcription elongation. The transcript has a single exon. Gene Ontology annotation, molecular function: mRNA binding; protein binding. The record is from RefSeq and is a predicted model, not a curated record. Lineage: Eukaryota; Metazoa; Arthropoda; Insecta; Diptera; Culicidae. The coding region runs from base 65 to 3325 and encodes 1086 amino acids.